AUGUAUGGUGCUAGAACUUGGGCUGAAGAGAAGCGAAAUCAAUUAGCAUAUCGAUUAAAUUGGAUGGUCUUUGAACCAGUUAGAAAAUUAUUACAACAAGAAAGUUAUGUACUUCUUUCCGAAUCUAAUUGGUGUUCCAUGAUAAAAUGGACACAGAAUCCCAAAUAUUAUCUUGAUACUGAAGAAAAUCUCAUUUAUAGACAGUUUGUCAAAAAGGACAAAUUGGAACCACAUAACAUAGAAAUCUAUAACCUGCUACAUAAAGACUGGUGGUAUGGUGAUAAAGCAUUCCAAGAGC
Molecule: messenger RNA, 298 nt
Organism: Racocetra fulgida
Lineage: Eukaryota; Fungi; Glomeromycota; Glomeromycetes; Diversisporales; Gigasporaceae
Source: the annotation of a GenBank genome assembly